AUGUCCGAGAAGGCGCAGGCACUGAAGGCCCAAAAGGCGAUCUUGCACGGCACGCGGGUCGAGGCGAAGAAGAUAAGGACCAAUGUUCACUUCUUCCGCCCCAAGACCCUGGUUCACAAGAAGGCACCUCUUUAUCCCCGCAACCCGAUCAAGAAGGGGUCUUGGGAUGAUCCGUGUGACCUUCUUCGCUACCCGAUUAAGACAGAUGAGAAUACAACCCAGAUCGAGAAGAACAACACCAUAGUAUUUAUCGUGGACAGGAGGGCAUCAAAGCCCGAGAUCAGGAAGGCCUUCGAGACCGUUUUUGAGACCAAGGUUGCCCGCGUGAACACCCUCAUUACUCCCCUCGGACUUAAGAAGGCGUUUAUCAGACUGGCCCCGGACGUGCAGGCCAUGGACGUCGCCUCUAAGAUGGGGCUAGCGUAA
Giardia duodenalis is the source of this 426-nucleotide messenger RNA. RefSeq names its product Ribosomal protein L23A. Gene Ontology annotation, molecular function: rRNA binding; structural constituent of ribosome. Gene Ontology annotation, cellular component: ribosome; cytosolic large ribosomal subunit. The record is from RefSeq and is a predicted model, not a curated record. Gene Ontology annotation, biological process: translation; ribosomal large subunit assembly. Bases 1 to 426 code for a protein of 141 amino acids. Lineage: Eukaryota; Fornicata; Diplomonadida; Hexamitidae. The transcript has a single exon.